Messenger RNA from Punica granatum (pomegranate), 1134 nucleotides. The record is from RefSeq and is a predicted model, not a curated record. NCBI's taxonomy places the organism in Eukaryota, Viridiplantae, Streptophyta, Magnoliopsida, Myrtales, Lythraceae.
AAUCAAAUCAAGUAGGAGCUGCUCGAUUGAGCUGGCCAUUUGUCGUAAUUACAAGUUGCAAAUGUAGCAGGCCAAACGGAAUCGACUGGUGGUAGUCAAGUUUCUAGAAAAUAUAGGUCAGCUGGUCCAAAUUGUCUCCUCCAUCGUCUUCUUCCAACUGAUCCAUAUUUUAUGGACGGGGAACAAUCACAGGUAUCAAGUUCUGUCGUCUUCUCCUUUUAAUCCAUUCUAUCGGACGACUGGCUCUGUGGGAAGGUAAGGAAUCGAUGAACGAAGAAGUGAUCAAGCUCCAUGGCUUCUGGGCGAGCCCAUACAGUGCCCGAGUGGCAUGGGCUCUUAAGCUGAAGGGUCUUGAUUACGAAUAUGUAGAAGAAGACCUCUCGAGCAAGAGCCAGCUUCUGCUGCAGUACAACCCUGUUCACAAGAAGAUCCCUGUGCUUGUCCAUGGAGGGAAGCCUGUCGCCGAGUCUCUAGUCAUUGUCGAGUACAUCGAGGAGACGUGGCCUGGGUUGUGCCCACUGCUGCCCCGCGAUGCUCAUGAGAGAGCCCUUGCCCGUUUCUGGAUGAGCUUUGUGACAGAGAAGGGGCGAAAUUUUUUCGAGUUCUUCACGGCCACCGGAGAGGACGAUCGAGCAAAAGCAGUGAAGGAAGUGCGUGAUUUGCUGGGAAUCAUAGAAGGAGAAGCCCUUGGGGACAAAAAGUUCUUUGGGGGAGAAACAGUAGGGAUGGUGGAUUUAGCUUAUGGGUGGCUGGCCCACUGGUUUGGGUGCAUUGAAGAAGUUGUGGGGGUGAAGGUAUUGGAGCCCAUGACCUUCCCUAAGUUGCAUGCUUGGACUGAGAAUUUCAAGCAAAUUGAUGUGAUCAAAGAGAACCUCCCUGAUCAUCAGCAGCUAAUGGCCCAUCUCAGAAGGAUCAAAGACAAGCUCACUCAGCAGCCUUAAAAGUUCUUCCCGAUCGACGAGGAGAUUAACCGAUGAUAUACAUAUACUGGAUGAUCCGCUGAUCAAAUGAAUAAAAGAGAACGUCUAUCUUUGUACCCUUAUGAUCCAAUACGAAGCCCCGUUCAAGUGCGUGUUAUGUCGCACGUGGGACCCAUUAUGGUAAGCAUGUCUGUAUACGUGCAGUGUUUGAACU